GGUGGCUAACAUGCUAACUUUUCCUUCACGUUACCGUGAGAUGCAGCCGGAGUUCAGCAGCAGAGCCUGCAUGUGAGGAUCAACGUGUUUAAGUGGACUCUGUUUAAACUUUCGGGAUGUUUCACCUCAGACUCAUCUCCUGUUAGCCAAGAAUGCUAAAGGAAGUUAGCUUGUCAGCAGGAAGUAGCCGGAGCCGGAGCUCGGCCUCACAGUCGGAGCAGCUUCCAUAGAGACCAAACUGUAUUUUUCACGGAGCCCAAAUGUCCAAAUGUCCAGAUAGAGCUGUCUGAAUAGACUCUGUGCUGUUCCCUUUAUCUGAACAUGUUUAACAUCUGAAUUAUCUCCCGGUGUCCUACGAAGCUAAUGCAGUUAGCUUAGCUUGCUAGCUGGAAACAGUCUGGAGGAAAAGCUGCUGUGAAUCAGUAAAAAUGUCUAAAGUGGAGAAUGAGGAGGAACUUUGUGGACAACGCAAACUACUGGACGCUGUUUUCAAGCCUGAAGCAGACGUCGAGCUGCUGUUGGUGAGUAAAGAAGAGGUUCCUCCUGAGCAGCAGGAGUGGAGCCCCAAUCUGGACCAGGAGGACCCGCCAGAGCCCCCACACAUUAAAGAGGAGUGGGGCCACAGUCUGGACCAGGAGAACCCACCAGAGCCUCCACACAUUAAAGAGGAAUGGAGUCUCAGUCUGGACCAGGAGGACCCACCAGAGCCUCCACACAUUAAAGAAGAGAGCAGCCCAAUUCUGGACCAGGAGGACCCACCAGAGCCUCCACACAUUAAAGAGGAGAGCAGCCCAAUUCUGGACCAGGAGGACCCACCAGAGCUCCCACACAUAAAAGAGGAACAGGAGGAACUUUGGACCAGUAAAGAGGGAGAGCAGCUUCGAGGGCUGGAGGAGGCUGAUAUCCCCAUCUUCACAUUCACUCCUGUCCCUGUGAAGAGUGAAGAAGACAAUGAAGAGAAACCUCAGUCCUCACAGCUUCAUCAAAGACUAACUGAACAGAUGAAGACAGAAGCUGAUGGAGAGGACUGUGGAGGACCAGAACCAGCCAGGAACUCAGAUCCAGCUAGACAUUUACAACCAGAUACUGAUGACAAGGCGUCACCCUCCUCUGAACCGGAGUCUGAUGACAGUUUUGAUUGGGAGGAUAUCAGGAAACAAGCUGAAUGUGCUACAAGCUUUGACCACAAGGGACAUUUGCAGGAAAAUAAUGGAAUCCAAACAGGAGAGAAACUAUUUAGUUGCUCAAUCUGUGGUAGAAGAUUCCUCUGGAAGAAGUCCUUAAUGACUCAUAUGAUACUUCAUUCAGAAGGAAAAUGUUUCAGCUGCUCUGUUUGUAAAAAAACGUUUAAAUGCAGGGUAAAGUUUGUGAAGCAUGUGAGAUUUCACACAGUGGAGAAACCCUUCAUUUGUUCCUUCUGUGGUAAAAGAUUCCCACACAACUCAAAUUUGACCUCACACUUAAGAGUUCAUACAGGAGAAAAACCUUUCAGCUGCUCAGUUUGUAAAACAAGUUUCAGUAAUAGAAGCACUUUGUCCAGACACAUGAGAAUCCACACAGGAGAGAGACCCUUUAGUUGUUCUGUUUGUGGUAGAAGAUUCGCACAAAAGUCACGUCUAAGACAACACAUGAGAAUCCACACAGGAGAGAAACCCUUCAGUUGUUCUGUCUGUGGCAGAAGAUUCACACAAAACUCAUCCUUGACCUCACACUUAACAGUUCAUACAAAAGAAAAACCUUUCAGCUGCUCAGUUUGUAAAACAAGUUUCCGUGUCAGAGGUGAUUUGUCCAGACACAUGAGAAUCCACACAGGAGAGAAACCCUUCAGUUGUUCUCUCUGCGGUACAAGAUUCGCACAAAAGUCAUGUUUGAAACAACACAUGAGAAUCCACACAGGAGAGAAACCCUUCAGUUGUUCUGUCUGUGGCAGAAGAUUCACACGAAGCUCAGCCUUGACCUCACACUUAACAGUUCAUACAGGAGAAAAACCUUUCACAUGUUCAGUUUGUAAAACAAGUUUCCGUGUCAGAGACCAUUUGUCCAGACACAUGAGAGUUCACACAGGGGCGAAACUAUUUAGUUGCUCUGUCUGUGGUAAAACAUGUGGAGAAAAGAGAAAUAUGAAUCGACAUAUGAGAAUCCACAGAAAGGAGAAACCAUUUUGUUGCACUGUAUGUAAUAAAAGAUACACUCGGCUUGAGCAUCUCAAAAACCACAAGUGUGCUGGUGAGAGCAGUGGAAGUAAAUGAAGCUGCAGAGAUGAUUGUUGAGCCGAUUCCUUCCAGCAGGAUUGAUGUACUGAGGGCAAGACCAGUAGGUCAUCUGUUUUUUCAACAUUUUGAUUCUACAUUAUUAUGUUAUAUAUUUUAGCUUUUUAAAUACCUCAAUGAAACACUUUUUCUUUAUCAAUUCAAUGACUUUGGAAUUUCCAACUUUAACUCUUCAUAGAUCAACAUAUACAACAUCAUAACAACAGCAUGUCUAGGUGAACUGGAAAGUUAGCUGAAUGUCCGUUGGCAAGUCAUUAAACGUCACCUAACCCACACAUGGCUGUAACUGCUGAAAUAGUGUCCAUACAACGAGCUUCUCUUUUUUUUUUUUUUUUUUUUUUUUUUUUUAGCAUGGCCUGAGUCCUCCUGUACAGUAUUACCCAGUUCUGAGUAAACUUCACUCUCCUCCAUGUUUGUUUAUUCUGAAUACAAAUUUCUUCCCUGAAGAACCAGCAUGUGUGGAAGGACAUAGGAACAAAGUUAGUUUUUCAUUAAAUCUGUUGAGUAAUUUUGUUCCUUUCAGUAAUGCAUUAGGCUAUGUCUUAUGUUUUAUGCACUGACAAUAUAUUAUGGACAGAAAAGCAACAUAAAAAUGGCAAAACUUCCAAUGUUCCAAGUUUGAAGUCUAUGAAGAUCCAUCCUUGUUCGGUCGAUAGGUUUCAUUUGGUUGUGAAGUUAAGCCUUGUGACAUCUUUGCUGAAGACCCGCCUUGAUGAGACAGAGGGCGCUGUUUCACUUAUUGCAUUUGAAAAAAGUCCUCUAUUGAGCAGAUGAAGUCAUGAAAAUGAAAUGUCAAAUGCUGUUCUCAUUUUCAAAUAGUUAGAAAAUAGCAUUUUGACAUAAGACCAUGGUGACAUGGACUUGUAAAUGCAAUAAACAUGGGGCGCUGUUUUGCCAAUUGCAUUUGAAUGUCCACUUUUGCGCAGGUAAAAUGAAAUUGAAAAUGAAAUGUCAAAUCCUGUUUCCUAGAAAGCCCACACAAGUAUGUGAAAAUGAAAAUAAAAAUUGGAUCAUUGCAUUUUAAUUUUUACUUAAAUAACGCAUACAUUAUGUGAAAAAUGAUAAUGCUAUUGUGGAAUUGCAUUUUCCUUUUCAAAUUUGCAUGAUAAUUUGAAUAAAGUCCCAGGAAAACUUC
Messenger RNA from Micropterus salmoides (largemouth bass), 3405 nucleotides. Its product is annotated as gastrula zinc finger protein XlCGF57.1-like. Gene Ontology annotation, biological process: regulation of transcription by RNA polymerase II. The coding region runs from base 429 to 2249 and encodes 606 amino acids. The record is from RefSeq and is a predicted model, not a curated record. Lineage: Eukaryota; Metazoa; Chordata; Actinopteri; Centrarchiformes; Centrarchidae. The transcript has 2 exons. Gene Ontology annotation, molecular function: DNA-binding transcription factor activity, RNA polymerase II-specific; RNA polymerase II cis-regulatory region sequence-specific DNA binding.